AGAGGAGAGGAGCUUGAUAUAAAGAAGAGUUACAGAAGUUACUCUGCAGGGACGACCUUGACAUUCAAAUAGUGGGAGGAGCCGGUAUCUGUGACUACAAGGGAGGGGCGUGGCUUCGUGCUCUGGUCAAUCAUAAAAUCUCACGGUUAGACUUUGCUCUCCUCCACUCACAUCCAGAGUCCCAGGACAGACUGAGUCGUCUCACAAACGAGGACUAGACCCACCCAGGCAAAAUGGUGAAAGUCGGAAUCAAUGGAUUUGGCCGUAUCGGUCGUUUGGUGACCCGUGCUGCUGUCACCUCCAAGAAGGUGGAGAUUGUGGCCAUCAACGACCCCUUCAUCGACCUGGAGUACAUGGUCUACAUGUUCCAGUAUGACUCCACUCACGGGCGCUUCCGCGGUGAAGUCAAGGCUGAGGGAGACAAGCUCGUCAUCGAUGGACACAAAAUCAGUGUCUUCCACGAGAGGGACCCGACUAACAUCAAAUGGGGUGAGGCCGGAGCCGAGUACGUGGUGGAGUCCACUGGGGUGUUCACCACCAUCGAGAAGGCCUCCGCUCACUUGAAGGGAGGUGCCAAGAGAGUCAUCAUCUCUGCACCCAGCGCUGAUGCCCCCAUGUUCGUCAUGGGUGUCAACCACGAGAAGUAUGACAAAUCCCUCCAGGUGGUCAGCAACGCCUCCUGCACAACCAACUGCCUGGCUCCCCUGGCUAAAGUCAUCAACGACAACUUUGGCAUCGUUGAGGGCCUGAUGAGCACGGUUCACGCCAUCACCGCCACCCAGAAGACGGUGGACGGCCCCUCCGGUAAGCUGUGGAGGGACGGACGCGGUGCCAGCCAGAACAUCAUCCCCGCCUCCACCGGUGCCGCCAAGGCUGUCGGCAAGGUCAUUCCUGAGCUCAACGGCAAGCUGACUGGUAUGGCUUUCCGUGUCCCGACCCCCAACGUGUCAGUGGUGGAUCUGACCGUCCGCCUGGAGAAACCAGCCAAGUACGACGACAUCAAGAAGGUUGUGAAAGCUGCUGCUGAAGGACCCAUGAAGGGUAUUCUGGGAUACACCGAUCACCAGGUCGUCUCCACGGACUUCAACGGCGACUGCCACUCCUCCAUCUUUGACGCCGGUGCUGGCAUCGCCCUCAACGACCACUUUGUGAAGCUUGUUUCAUGGUACGACAAUGAGUUCGGCUACAGCAAUCGCGUCUGCGACCUCAUGGCCCACAUGGCUUCCAAGGAGUAAAGCUGGAUGAACGUCUCCAUUCUCCUCGAUCCAGAGUCGGAAACAUACAAGAUGUUUGUUACCCUGCCCGGCUCCAUCAGAUAGUCGACACCGUCAUUGUACGCCUGAGGAAUGUCCCACAUAAGAAACGAUUCAAUUUACUGACCAAUUCUUUUUUUAUGUGUUAAACUCCCUGUUCUGUUCUUGUGUUGGGUGGAGCAAAGGUGUGAAAUCUUCUGUCUGUACCACCGAGGUGCUGCAGUCAGUGGUAGAAUAAAGUCCUUUUGUUUGUGA
This is a messenger RNA of Nothobranchius furzeri (turquoise killifish), 1508 nucleotides long. RefSeq names its product glyceraldehyde-3-phosphate dehydrogenase (gene gapdh). Gene Ontology annotation, molecular function: glyceraldehyde-3-phosphate dehydrogenase (NAD+) (phosphorylating) activity; NAD binding; NADP binding. NCBI's taxonomy places the organism in Eukaryota, Metazoa, Chordata, Actinopteri, Cyprinodontiformes, Nothobranchiidae. Gene Ontology annotation, cellular component: cytosol. Gene Ontology annotation, biological process: glycolytic process; glucose metabolic process. The record is from RefSeq and is a predicted model, not a curated record.